AUGAAAAAUAUAUCAUUACUUGUAUUUUUCUUUUUAUUUUUACAAAAUGUUUAUGGAAUAAGGUUUUUUAUAAGUUAUUUUUAUAAUGGGCUAGAUUAUUUUCAAAUUUCUUUAAAUGAUACUUCAAUUAAGACAGCUUCCCUUAAAUUAAAUGAUCAAGAUAUUACUUCAUUAUGUUCAUAUCUCUCAUCAGAGAUGUAUCAUUGCCCAAAUAUACCAAUAGCAGAUUAUAUUAAAAGUGGUGAGUUCCAAGCAACCUAUGAGGAUUGGACUUACAAAUCAAACUAUUAUUUUAGUCCACAAAUUUCCCAAGUUGUUUAUCCAUCAGGAAACCGUUUGCCAACAACAGGUGGUGUUGUUACAAUUAAUGGCCGUUAUUUCGAUAAAACUACAUUUAAAGGUACAUCAAAUAAUUUACAGUUAUUUUAUAGAGCAGUUGAAAUUACAGAUUAUACUUGGGUAGAUAGAACCCAAAUUGUUUUAAAUGUGCCACCAGGUACUGGUGGUGCAGGCUCAACAAAUUUUAAUAACAUAAUACGUGUUUCUAGUUACAAUACCAAUUCAGUUUUAACAGCUAUGAUUAGUUACCAAUAUCCAGCAACAGAAAAAAAUAUAGAGUUUGAUGACCAAACCAAUAUGAUGACAAUUUCUGGUUCUGACUUUGGUAAUCAACCAAACCUAGUAACUGUAUAUGCUUGUGGUCAUCCAAUAAACAAUAUUCAAAUGAUAACCCCACAUACCAAGGUUUCUGCUUUUUAUAAUCCAGUUGUAUUCAAUAAUCUAUCUUGUAACAAAGUAUUUUUAGGUGUCGAUGGUUUAAAUUCAACAUACUUGGCAGGCGAGUAUAGUAUUUUAUCAAUGAAACCAAGAAUUAUUUCAAUUUCAACUCCACCAGUUCAAGGAGGUAUCGUGGAAAUCAUAGGCAAUUAUCUUAGUAAUCAACUUGUAAAUGAUAUUGAUCGCCAAUGGAGAAUUUAUAUCAAUGGUGUAGAGUAUACUACUUGCACAUUAAUUGAUACUUGGAGACUAUUAUGUAAUGCCCCAGCAGGUACAUUUAAUUCAAUCCUUCCAGUUCGUCUAAGAGUCGUUAAUGAUGUCUAUUCAGAUGUCUUUAAUGCUGUGUAUGCCGAACAAACUAUUUCAAGUAUUUCAAAACUUCAUUAUACACAAGGUGGCACAAUUACAAUUAGUGGCUCCAACUUUUUUGCCGGUUCACUUAGUAUUACAGUUGGAGAAACUCCAUGUAUAUCACCAAAAUAUAUCGAUACUAAUACAGUUUCGUGCUAUUUUAGCGCAACUGUUCCACCAAAUCCAAAUGGCUUAACCGUAUCCAUUUAUUCUAUUAAUGGUCAAAUUAAUGUUCCUGGCGCUUUCCAAUAUUUUCCAGCUUUCCCACAAAAUAAAUAUUUAAAAAAUAACUAA
Dictyostelium purpureum is the source of this 1422-nucleotide messenger RNA. RefSeq lists its product as uncharacterized. Bases 1 to 1422 code for a protein of 473 amino acids. The record is from RefSeq and is a predicted model, not a curated record. The transcript is spliced from 3 exons. NCBI's taxonomy places the organism in Eukaryota, Evosea, Eumycetozoa, Dictyosteliales, Dictyosteliaceae.